Molecule: messenger RNA, 945 nt
Organism: Bactrocera latifrons
Lineage: Eukaryota; Metazoa; Arthropoda; Insecta; Diptera; Tephritidae
Product: farnesol dehydrogenase-like
Exons: 3
Coding region: 102-848 (248 amino acids)
Source: RefSeq, a predicted model, not a curated record
UUAUAAAAAAUGCACAUGUGCACUGUACAGCAGUCAGUCUAGCACAACUUAAUAACCGUACAGAACGGUUCUAAAUAGUUAAUACGCAAAAAGUCAUAGAAAUGGAACGCUGGCAGAAUCGUGUUGCUGUAGUCACUGGCGCAGGUGCAGGCAUUGGUGCGGCUAUUGUGAAAUAUCUCGCUAAUAACGGUAUGGUGACUGUCGGYUUGGCRCGACRYAAAGAACGUAUCGAAGCCCUGCGCRAUGAAGUGAAAGAYAUGGCAAARCAACGCAUACACGCGAUUAAAUGCGAUGUACGAGAUGAAGCUGAUGUGAUAGCCGCCUUCAAAGAGAUCGAAASCAAGUAUGGACCAGUGGCGGUGCUAGUAAACAAUGCCGGCAUUUUGCGUCGUAGCGAYUUGUUGAAAGAAGGCAACUCACARGAUAURCGCGAUGUGAUGGAUACAAAUGUCUAUGGUAUUGUGUGGAGCACACGGGAGGCUUUCCGUUCGAUGAAGACUCAGGGUCCUGAUGGUCAUAUCUUCCUCAUCAAUAGCAUAUCUGGGCAUGGGAUACCAAAUAUACCGAAUAUGUCACCCAAUAUUUAUCCACCUUCAAAGCAUGCCGUCACCGUUAUGACGGAAAUCUACCGCCAGGAGCUUCUUAAUAAUAACACUAAAAUUAAGAUUACCAGCAUUAGUCCUGGCGCAGUGCAAACCAAUGCUGUGAUCGAAAAUCCGAUUUUAAUAUCAGAUAUGGUAUAUUUGGCAUCCGAAGAUAUCGCUGAUGCGUUGAUCUAUUGCUUACAGACGCCACCGCACGUGCAGAUUCACGAAUUAAUCAUAAAACCGGUCGGUGAAAAAUUCUAAGAUUGCCGCGUGUUGAAACAGGAAUUGACUUCUUAUACUUAUAUUUGUUGAAAAUGAAAAUAUUAAAUAAUGAAAAGAAGCUAAAACUCAUUAGUAA